AUGCAGUAUAUCAUCAUUGGUGGAUUAAUUCUAUUGGCAAAUUUACACUUCAACCAUCACAACGCAAUGGGUGUAGCUAAUCAUCUGGCGGCGCCACAGGAAAACAGGAUCAUCAAGAAAUUUUCCCCCCAUCCGUACUUCGACUUCGACGUGCCACGAAACGUUACCACCCGCGUGGGCCAGACAGCUUUCAUCAACUGUCGGGUCGAGCAGAUGGGAGACAAAUCGGUCUCCUGGAUUCGGAAGCGAGAUCUACACAUCCUGUCAGCGGGAACCGCCGUCUAUACGUCGGAUGAACGAUUUCAGGUGAUAAGGUCGGAAAAGGCCGAAAACUGGACGCUGCAGAUCAAGUUUGCUCAACAGCGAGACUCCGGCAUUUACGAGUGUCAGGUCAACACGGAACCAAAGAUGUCAAUGGCAUUUCGACUGAACGUUGUAGAGGCAAAAGCGGUAAUCCUCGGACCAACGGACUUAUACGUAAAAAUGGGCAGCAUCGUGACGUUAACGUGCAUCAUCAGCCAGGGACCACACGAUCUAGGGACAAUAUAUUGGUAUAGAGGGUCAAGUCUCGUGCAGCCCAUCGAGUUGCAUCCCAGCGAUCCAUCAAUUGCAUAUCCACAUCGAAUAUCGGUCGAGCUGAAGUGGACCGAGGCACUCACAUCACGCCUCAAAAUCCUCGACGCCAAGCUGUCCGACUCGGGCAACUACACGUGUCUGCCGACCUCGGCCGAGGGUAGCAGUGUAAUGGUGCAUGUGAUAAAUGGCGAGCAUCCGGCGGCAAUGCAGCGUGGUUGCGCCACGACCGCUAGCAAGGACGAACGUCAGUCGCGGAUACGCCUGCUAGCGGCCAUGCUGCUCCUGCUCGUCCUCUGGCACGGUGUCACCGUUCGGGCGGCAUCACAAAACAUCUCCACGCUCGAAACCCAGCGAAGGUCAUGGCAAGGCAAUGCGCGCCCACCGCCCGACACCAAAGUGAUAACGUUUCGUCCCGCCGGCACUCUAUCAUCAUCGUCAUCCUCGGCAUCACCGUCAACAUCUUUGGCCACGUACGCGUAAUGUUCGCCCGCAGGAGUCUGUAGGUGAACAGUUGAACACGUUUGAGAUCGGCUUUUCCGGCUACGAGCGAACGCAGCGACGAAUGGUGAUGCUUCUGCAUAAAAAAAGGGGGGGAAAAUGGAAAAUUUAAAGUGCGCCAAAACUUUGUGUAGGCUUAACCGGCAGUGCAGGAAAAGACCGACACGACACACACCGAACACAGUAUACAAGCAUUUGUACGUAUGUAAAGAGAAAACGAAGAGUGAAGAAAGCUAAAACAGGAUGCAACCCGAACGCACUCGUUCACCAUCGGAAGCGGAACUACUUUUGCUGCAACGAGUUCUGGCACACACCGGAUGCUAGUAGUGAACCGUAUGAAAUAUGCACACGAAAAAACCACACAUACUACAAUUGGCGGAAGGUAUGCGCAACGUUUGUGAAUUAUUAUCAGAAAGCUUAGAAUAAAGAACAGUUUAGAACCUGCACCAUCCAGCGAUAAAGUAAUUCCACUCGUUCGAAAACUUCCCUAAGUUUAAGAGUUAGUAAAGACCAGAAUAAAUAAAACACGAACAGACACAUACAUUCCGAUAAGGUCAUCCUCAUACAUCCAUUCAAAGUGGAAAGCUGCUCAUCGAAUCCGUUUGAUCGUUUGAAACUGGAUGGCUUUGAAUAGCGGGAAAAGCGUUGUGAAAUUAAGAGCAAUUUUCGAUUGCACCGGUUGUUGAAGAGAGAGAGAGAAAUUAGUUUAAAUUGUUAGGGCAAGUGUUAAGACGAACGAGUUUAAUUGUUCAACGUGGUAAGCGAGGGUGCUUGUAAUUCAUCUUCAAUAAUAAAUAUGUAGUCAACAAAAUAUAUCCUUUGUUGGGAGUGAAAGAGAUCGUGAACUCCGCACCAGAUCCAUUAUUUAGGAGUACCGUAAAGGAGUUAGACAACCGAUAGUUUCUCACCUUAGGAUCGAUUCACUCGUUUCGAUUUACAUUCUCACCUGCAUAGAACCAAUCCGUCAUCAUUUUAAGCAAAAAUUAAAGGUAAAAAACAAACAAAAAACAUACUGAAGACAGCCAUGACAAAGAUUAAGUAAUUAAACAUCCAUCUUACCGAGUGAAAUUAGUUAAUUUCCAUAUUUCCAAAAACGAGGACAACAAGGAUCCACGUGGUAUAGGACGUGAUUUAAAAUGUAUAAAUGCAAGAAGAAUAAGAUGGCUGGUGAAGAGGAAAACAAAAAAUCAAAUAGCUAAAGAAAAGUAGUUAUUCGUCCCUAAUUUCACUUCACCCAGGGAAUCCUAACCCCCGGUUGGCGUGGUCUGGAAGCUCGGUUCUGAGAAGGAUAGGACUUUAAACCUAUUUAUUUUGAGGAAUAAACUUGAGAUUACUUCGAAUCCGUAUCCGUCGCUGCAGGCGCAAAGGCCGUCUCCCUUUAACUGCAGCAAAAAAAAAGGAAUCCUUCAGACACACAGACACACACAUAAAUCAUCACAAUUCAAACAAGAGAACGUUAUUUGCGACGGUCGUGCAAUCAAGCCGAAGCACCUUGAGGCGAAAACAAAAAAAACACAGUUGGAGAGGAACGAAAAAUC
Molecule: messenger RNA, 2612 nt
Organism: Anopheles coustani
Lineage: Eukaryota; Metazoa; Arthropoda; Insecta; Diptera; Culicidae
Product: zwei Ig domain protein zig-8-like
Exons: 8
Coding region: 1-1056 (351 amino acids)
Biological process (GO): synapse organization
Cellular component (GO): neuron projection membrane
Source: RefSeq, a predicted model, not a curated record